Molecule: messenger RNA, 1273 nt
Organism: Mus caroli (Ryukyu mouse)
Lineage: Eukaryota; Metazoa; Chordata; Mammalia; Rodentia; Muridae
Gene: Tmigd1
Product: transmembrane and immunoglobulin domain containing 1
Biological process (GO): cell-cell adhesion
Cellular component (GO): cell-cell junction; plasma membrane
Molecular function (GO): cell adhesion molecule binding
Source: RefSeq, a predicted model, not a curated record
CUGCAUUCUUUACCUCCAGAAGGUCCAACCUGCAUUCAUUAAAGAUGGUGUGGAAAAUCAUCAGGCCACUGCAAGCAUGCCAGCUUCUCUUAGUGGUUUUAUCUUUGCCACAGGGGAGAACAAGCUCUGUUUUAACUGUGAAUGGUAGAACUGAGAACUAUAUUCUGGACACUCAACGUGGUGUCCAAGCAUCUCUGGAAUGUGCUGUUCAAAACCACACCAGGGAUGAAGAACUUCUCUGGUACAGAGAAGAUGGAAUAGUAGAUCUGAAAAAUGGAAACAAAAUCAACAUCAGUUCUGUCUGUGUCUCUCCCAUCAACGAAAGUGACAAUGGAGUCCGCUUCAGCUGCAAACUCCAGCGCGAUCAGACGGUGUCCGUCACAGUAGUGCUGAAUGUUACCUUUCCUCCUCUUCUAAGUGGAAAUGACUUCCAAACUGUGGAGGAAAACAGCGAUGUAAGUUUGGUUUGCAACGUGAAAUCCAACCCUCAAGCGCAAAUGAUGUGGUAUAAAAACAAUAGCGCCUUGGUUUUAGAGAAAGGCCGUCACCAAAUCCAACAGACAAGGGAGUCUUUUCAGUUGUCCAUCACCAAAGUCAAGAAAUCUGACAACGGGACCUACAGCUGUAUUGCCAGCUCAUCUCUGAAAAUGGAGACCAUGGACUUCCACCUGCUUGUUAAAGACAAAGUUUUUGUCAUGCCGGCAGAGCCCAUCAUUGCUGCUUGUAUCGUGGUCUUCCUGACGCUGGCUUUUGCCCUGUUUUCUAGGAGGAAAAGAAUAAUGAAGCUCUGUGUGAAAAAGAAUGACCCGAAUUCAGAAACAGCUCUAUAAAACAAACAAACAAAAAAAGCGGAGCUGCCACCUAACACGGGAAGAGUUUUGCAUCAAGACCAUCUCAAUUUGUAUAAUGUCAUCUGUAUUUAUUGCCAUUUUUAAAUUCACUCCUGUCAAAUUGUCAGAGGUUGUGAAGAAGUAUUUAGUUAAUUACUAAACAGUUGUUAUGACCAAUUUGAUCUACUUAUGGAUCUGUGUAAUGGGUAAGGGUUCAGAAUAGAAAGAUUUGGGUAAGGUCACUCCCGAAGUAUGUUAAUUAUUUUUCAAUUUAUUCCUAAUAGAUCGGUAACCACUUACUAUUUGACUUCUAGUUUUCUACAUGGGAGAUUAACCGACAUUUGGAUGCUCUAAAUCAGUGCAGUAGGUGAGACUCGAAGCAGAGACCAACAUAGAACGGUGAUGUUUCUAAGAUGCCAGGGAGCCUGUAAAGAUGCAAACUG